AUGUCAGAAGCUCGAGGUGCAGCAGCAGCAGUCUUUCGACUUAUUGAUGAGGGAAAUGAUCCAGGUAUCAAUGAAGCAGAUGUAUGGAAAGAUGAUACAGAAUCAAUUUAUAAUAUCAAUGGUGAUAUUGAAUUUGACAAUAUCGACUUUAUUUAUCCAUCUCGAAAAGAAGCACCAGUUCUGCAUAAUCUCUCUCUUAUUGCUCGUGCUGGUCAGAGGACUGCUCUUGUAGGUUCAAGUGGUUGUGGAAAAAGUACAUGUCUGUCAUUGCUUCUUCGUUACUAUGAACCUUCAUCUGGUCGAAUAACGAUCGAUGGUCGAUCAAUAACAGACUAUAAUGUCAAACAACUUCGAGAAAACAUUGGAGCUGUUAGUCAAGAACCCAUUUUAUUUGAUAUGAGUAUUUAUGAAAAUAUUCGUUUUGGUAAACUCAAUGCAACACAAGAAGAAAUUGAACAAGCAGCACGAGAAGCUAAUGCACAUCAUUUCAUCAUGCAAUUACCAGAUAAAUAUAAAACACUUGUUGGUGAACGUGGUGUACAGUUGAGUGGUGGUGAAAAACAACGUAUUGCAUUAGCUCGUGCUCUUAUUAAACAGCCUACAUUUCUUUUACUGGAUGAAGCAACAAGUGCACUUGAUAAUGUUAACGAAAAAAUUGUUCAAGAAGCACUUGAUCGAGCAUGCCAUGGUCGUACAACUAUUGUAAUUGCUCAUCGUUUAAGUACAAUUCAAAAUGCUCAUCAAAUAUAUGUAUUAGAAAAAGGAAGUGUAAUUGAACAAGGUACACAUGAAACAUUGAUGGUAAAAGAAGGAGGCAAAUAUCAAGCAAUGGUCAAACGUCAACAAAUGGAAGGAAUUUACGACGAUCAAGAUAAUAUGAUGAGUAUAAAAAAAGCAACAGAAGAAGAUGAAAAGUCGAUACCAUGUAUACUUAAUGGAGCAGCUCAACCAUUGUUUGCAUUUUUACUUGUCAAAAUAGUUGAAGCUUUCAAAUAUUGUUCAAUCUCAGAACGACGUCAUCACAUAGUGCUUACUAGUUUUCUUUUUUUACUUUUGGGUGUUGGUUUAUUUAUUCUUCGUUUCUUCCAGUAUACAGCUUUUGCCAUAUCAGGAUCAAAAUUGACGCAACGUAUUCGUUCGAAAGCUUUUGCAUGUCUUCUUCGUCAAGAAGUUGCUUAUUUUGAUCGACCCGAAAAUAGUUCUGGUGCAAUUUGUACUCGUCUUUCUUCUCAUGCAUCAGCUAUUCAAGAGAUGACUGGUACACGAUUAGGAGUUAUCUGUGAACUUGCUAUUGAAGUUCUCCACAAUAUGCGUACAAUAAAACAGUUAUCAAUAGAAAAGGAAAUAUUACGACAAUAUUCUGAACUUAUUCAUAAACUAUUUAUAUCAUCUUGGAAACCUUUAUUACUAUCUUCAAUGAUAUCUAGUGUAUUUUGGACACUAGAUGGAUUUGCUAUAGCAUUUCUGUAUUGGCGUGCUCUCAUCCUUAUUGAAAAGAAUGAACUCACCUCAAAUCACAUUAUGACGAUGUUUGCGUUGAUUGUUUUUACAAUACAAGCACUAAAAGUCCUCGGGAUGACAUCUAUCCGUGUUGCUGCAUCAAUUUCAGCUGCUGAAGCAUUUUUUGAUUUAUUUGAUCGAAAACCAGCUAUCGAUAAUACAUCUACUGAAGGACAAGAAUUAGUUGAUUUUCAUGGAGAGAUCAAAUUUGAUCAAGUCAAAUUUAUCUAUCCAACUCGAUCAACAGCUAUAAUUCUUGAUACAUUCCAAUUGAAUAUCAAGCCAAGUCAGCAUGUAGCUCUAGUUGGUAGAUCUGGAUGUGGAAAAUCAACAAUUAUUCAACUAUUGGAACGAUUCUAUGAUGUUACAAGUGGUAAAAUACUUGUUGAUGGUAUUGAUAUUCAAAAACUAAAUCUUCAAUGGAUUCGUUCUCAUUUUGGUCUUGUUAGUCAAGAGCCAGUUUUAUUUGAUUUAACAAUUGCUGAAAAUAUAGCAUAUGGAUUAGAGAAUGUUUCAAUGGAAGACAUUAUCAAUGCAGCAAGGAGAGCUAAUAUUCAUCAAUUUAUUGAGCAGUUGCCACAGGGUUAUGAAACAAAAGUAGGAUUGAAAGGUAGUUUUCUGUCAGGUGGUGAGAAACAACGUAUUGCUAUUGCUCGAGUUCUUCUUCGUCAACCUAAAGUAUUGCUCUUAGAUGAAGCUACAAGUGCCAUGGAUUCACACAAUGAACAAAUUGUACAAGAAGCUCUUGAACAAGCUCAAAGAGAAGAUUCUAGUCGAACAUCACUCAAUGUUGCUCAUCGUCUUUCAACUAUUCGUUCAUGUGAUUUGAUUUGUGUACUUGAAAGAGGACAUAUUGUGGAAAGUGGUACUUAUACAGAGUUGACACAGCGACGUGGAGCUUAUUAUAAAAUGCUUGCUCGUGACAAUUUACAAUGA
Rotaria sordida is the source of this 2436-nucleotide messenger RNA. NCBI's taxonomy places the organism in Eukaryota, Metazoa, Rotifera, Eurotatoria, Philodinida, Philodinidae. The record is from the annotation of a GenBank genome assembly.